CAGGGAGUUUCAUCAGCAUCAAAAUCCUCUUCAAUUUAGGACUUUAUUUGGACUUUAAUUACAUUUUAAUAACUUUUAAUAAAUGAGUCCAGUUAAAGAUGAAUGUUUUUUUUAUUAGAGUUUUUGAUCCAAGUGACAGUCAGAAGUGUUACUAAUAAAAAAGAAAAGAUAAUUUAUUAUUAAUAAUAACAAGUGAAACACUGAAUGAAGCGGAAGCUGAUUGGACAGAAACCUGAGUAUAAAUCACAGGAGCGCUUUUAAUAAUCAUUGGAUUGGAUUGGUUUGUUACGUUUAGUUAUUAUUAUUGGAUGGUUGCCGUGGUGCUGUGGACAGAUAUGAGGGGAAAAUCCCCGGCGCUGCACCCCAGAGAAUGAGACAGACAGACUGAUGGACAGACACCUAACCACAAAAAAUAGAUAGACAGAAUAAUAAUACAAACUGACAGACAGAUUAAAAUAUACUCAGUAUAGAUAGACUGAUAGACAGACAAGCAGAAAAAACACUAGAAGGACUGACAGAGGGAUAGACAGUCUGAUGCCCACAGUCUCUUCUGUCAUUCAACCGGGACGAUGCCUCCUGUUGUUGCUAUGGGCAACCCAUCUCACCAUGGCAACCAACUGGCUUUCUCUGGUGCGUGUGCCACGCUCUCGGCCCGUGUCUGGUUCAGGGGUGUGUGAUCGUCUGCGGGGUCUGUCUGUGGGGCAGGUGGGAGUGUGUAGGGCACGAGCGGAAGUGAUGGAGUCUGUACGCAGAGCGUCUGAGAUGGUCAUCGACGAGUGUCAGCAUCAGUUCCGUAAUCGGAGGUGGAACUGCUCUACUACUCCUCGUGGUGUUAAUAUCUUUGGCCGUGUUAUGUAUCAAGGCACUCGGGAGGCAGCUUUUGUCCACGCCCUCUCCUCUGCAGCUGUCGCCGUUGCAGUGACGCGAGGCUGCAGCCGAGGGGAGCUGGAGAGGUGCGGCUGUGACCGUAAGGUCAGGGGAGUUAGUCCUGAGGGGUUUCAGUGGUCGGGGUGUUCUGAUAAUCUGUCAUACGGUGUUGCGUUCUCUCAGACGUUCGUCGAUGAGCCGGAGCGACUGAAGGGCACGUCAUCGGGCCGACCGCUAAUGAAUAUCCACAAUAAUGAAGCAGGACGGAAGGCUAUCCUCCACAACAUGCAGGUGGAGUGUAAAUGUCAUGGUGUUUCGGGGUCCUGUGAGCUCAGAACCUGCUGGAAGGUGAUGCCUCCUUUCCGUAGAGUUGGCGCUGUACUGAAGGAAAGGUUUGACGGAGCAACAGAGGUGCGUUUGACUCGUAUCGGAUCUCGUGCCGCUCUACUGCCCAAGGACCCUGAUGUGAAGCCGCCUGCUGCCCGAGAUCUUGUCUACUUGGCCACCUCUCCUGAUUUCUGUCGCUUGGACCCUGAGAACGGCAUUCUGGGAACAGCUGGCCGCCGCUGCAAUGGAACAUCACGUUUAGCCCCAGACAGCUGUGAGCUGCUGUGCUGUGGUCCGGGUUUCCGCUCGGGGCGAGCCGAAGUGGUUCAGCGCUGCUCCUGUAAAUUCUCAUGGUGCUGCUCGGUUCAGUGUCAGCAGUGCAGAAACACAGUGCUCAUACACACCUGCAGAGAGUGACACGCACACACACACAAACAAACAGAUGACUAAUAGCAUGAGACAAUGCUUUAAGGCAGAGAUUAACCCUGUAACCCCAGCUGUAGUGUGGAAAAGUGUAAUAAUCAUAGAACAUGCUCGGUGUAACUGAUAAUAAUCUCAUAUUUAUUUCAGACUCAGUACAUAACGCUGCUGCUGUAUUCACCAACACACAUCACUGUACAUAACCUAAUAAACUUAUCACCAUGGUUACAGCAGCGUUUGGCUUGUUCAUCUAAUUCAAACACACACACUUCUUUUUUCUGGUACACACAUGGUCACUGAUGGAGCCAUUAAUUAUACCGUCGCUGUCGGGCGGAAUCCUCGUAUAUCCAAAACCAUUAUUUUUCAGGAAAAAAAAAAAGCCGUAUCUCAUCUGCAAUGCACAGGGUUUAGUCCGCGUUGCAGUUGAUUGUCUUGUGCUAGCGGGGGUCAAGAUUUUUUUUUCUUUGAGCCCAGUGUUUUGAAGACAUUUACCUCAGAAGACUUUUUGUUGAUUCGUUGUGACUCUUCUUGAGGAGAAAUAUGCCGUGAAGCUGUCCCGCGGAGUGAAGAAGAGGUGGACAGUUGAAGUGUCCAAUGGAGUUAAGAGAUUUGUGCUCAAGCUAUUUUCAAGACUUUAGAUUGGUUAAUA
Molecule: messenger RNA, 2263 nt
Organism: Tachysurus fulvidraco (yellow catfish)
Lineage: Eukaryota; Metazoa; Chordata; Actinopteri; Siluriformes; Bagridae
Gene: wnt4b
Product: wingless-type MMTV integration site family, member 4b
Exons: 9
Coding region: 535-1611 (358 amino acids)
Biological process (GO): cell fate commitment; canonical Wnt signaling pathway; multicellular organism development
Cellular component (GO): extracellular region
Molecular function (GO): cytokine activity; frizzled binding
Source: RefSeq, a predicted model, not a curated record